CGUAAUUAAUUCUUGAUGUUUCCGAAAGUUGACUUACAUUUACUAUCUUCUUCGUUACUUUCCCCUCUUUUGUAAUUUCCCCAUAUUUACAUGCUCACGUUGAUGAUUCAGCAUCAUUUAUUGAUAUAUCUGCCAGAUUCCGGCACAGUCUUUUUACCGUUUGAUGUUCACGUUCAGUUUGGAGUUAUACUUACCUGUCAACAUUUGUAAUCAUUCAUUGAGCACCAGCAUACCUUUGUUAUUCAUGCUACAUUGUGUUAAUAGAGUGGAUUAUAUGACAAUAAAUAAAACGGUUAUCUUUAAUGAAGUCCAUUAUUUAAUGCCCGCAAAGAAUAGAUGGGAGUCAUUACAGUAAAAAGACUAAGGAGAUUUAUUUGGCUAGUGAUAUAACUUACCCGGCAUUCAAGAUGGCUGGUAUAGAAGACAACAUUGACUCUGCGUCAAGUACUACAUCCGAGAUGAUCAACACUGCGGAUACCGAUAAAAGAUUACGCACACUUACUGAGAGUGGUAAAGAACUUUUUGAAAACAAACAAAGAAAAUUUCUGUUAAGAAUGCAAAUCGUAAAAAGUGACCUUCAGCUUUUAGCAAGAAACAUUGAACCGUAUUCAAAUGAGUUAACAUCAUUACAGGAGUUAAAAACAGAAUUCAUGAGUGGAACUGUACGUUAUGACACAAUUUGUAAAGAAUACUUAGAUUUUCUUUCGAGGACUAACACUGCUGAAGGCAUGGAUGAAGUUAAUAAACUAUCAGGUGAAAUGCAAGAUUUUACGCAAUUUGUGGAAACAGAAAGUAAACGAAUGAACACAUUCAUUAAUGAGUUACGUGCUAUAGAGAGAGAGAAUUCCUUAGCUAGCAGAAGUUCUAGGAGAAGCCACUCAUCCAGAAAAACACAUAGUUCCUCCUCUUCAUCAGUUCUUGCAAGAGCAAGGGCCAAAGCUGAAGCUGCAAAGGUUAAAGUUCAUUUUGCAGAGAAAGAAACUUUAUUAUUGAAGGAGAAGGCUCUUAUAGAAGAGAAAAGGUCGAUAGAAUCAGCAAAAGUAGAACGCAAGAAGGCCGACAUUGAAGCCGAUUUGGACCUGCUUUCUCGACAGAAGGAAGCAGCAGCAGUUGAAGCGGAGGCUAAUGCUUUGCAAAAUGAAUGCGAUGAAAAUAUGUCACAAGUGUUGCCUGAUCAACCACAGCUUGAUUCGAAAUCUAAAACUGCUGCAUAUAUUAAUCAUGUUCAGAAACAAAUUAGUUUAAUUCAGAUGGACAAAGAAAACACUGAUGAAAUUCAUGUCGACAAAGAAAAUAAACAUUCAACUCAUAUCGAUCAAGAAAACACACAUGUUAGUGGAACAUUAGACCCACACGCAAACUCGUUCAUUCCAAGAAAAAAUGUUAUUGCAGAUACGCAUGUGUCAGACAAUCAUCCUUAUCCGAGUGAUAGAACUCUUGCUACUGAUUUCACACGUUUCUUGCUAAAACGUGAUCUCUUAAUGUCAAGGUUUAAUAUUUUUAAUGACAAACCCGAGUAUUAUCCAUCUUGGAAGGACAGUUUCAUGAAAAUAGUCAAAGAGAUUGAUGCAGAUUCAAGUGAGGAAAUAGACCUAUUGUUAAAGUGGACUGGUCCUAGUUCUAAAACACAAGUUCAAAGUAUCAAAGCUGCGAAUACUAACAAUCCGUCAAGAGCUCUAAAACUAAUCUGGGAGAGAUUAAAUGAAAGGUAUGGUAGCCCAGAGCUUAUCGAUAGUGCACUCAAGACAAAACUAGCAGCUUUUCCGCGCAUUACAAACAAAGAUUAUUUUAAGUUGUAUGAUCUGUCAGACAUCUUGUCAGAGAUAUCAUCUGUCAAAGAAAAUGACAAUUACAAGGUUAUAUUUUCCUAUUUUGACUCAUCAGUUGGUGUAACGCCAAUCGUAGCUAAGCUUCCAUAUCAGCUUCAAGAACGAUGGACUAGUAUGGCCGUUAAUUAUAACGAUAAAAACAAAACAAUAUAUCCGCCAUUUCAUGUAUUUGCUCAGUUUAUUCAGCAACAAAGUAAGGUAAAGAACAAUCCAAGUUUUUUAUAUGACAGUCAACAGGCAAACACUGGUUUUAAGGAUAAACUACCAACAGCAAAAGGGAAACUUAAUGACGUUCGUACCAGGAAAACAGACUUCGCUGAAACAAAACAUGAGAGGAGUCAAAGUGUCAAUCCUCGUGAGAAAUGUUUGAUUCAUGGUACAAACCAUACACUUAAUGAUUGUAGAACAUUCAAAUCAAAGCCAAUACAAGAACGUAGACAAUUUUUGAAGUUGAACAAAUUAUGUUUCGGAUGUUGCUUGUCAGCAUCACAUUUUAAACGGAACUGUCCUAACGCAAUCAAAUGUGGGGAGUGUGGAAAAACAGAUCACCCUACAGCACUGCACAUAAAAAAUCGAGAUCAACAGUCUACACGGCCAUCAGGUCAUGGCGGGGAGCCUGUUGAUGUGGAACAUGAAGUUCAAACUCCUAUACAAUCAGCAUGCACACAGAUUUGCAUGGAUAAAUUUGGUGGCAAAUCAUGCGCAAAGAUAAUACCUGUAGAAGUGUAUCGUAGUGACAAUCCUGAUAGAAGGCUAAAAGUAUAUGCUUUAAUGGACGAUCAAUCGAAUAGGACUUUAGGAAAAUCGGAACUCUUCGAUUACUUUGGAUCAACGAGUGUCUCUGAUUUUACCUUGUCAACAUGUUCCGGAAAAUCUCAAGCAUCUGGUCGAAAGCUUAGUGGUUUAGUCGUCGAGUCAUUAGAUAAACAAACUCAAUUACAUGUGCCUGACAUUUUAGAGUGUAACCUCAUUCCAGAUUCUAAAGACGAAAUACCUACUCAAGAAGUUGUUUUGUUUCAUAAUCAUCUCAGUGAUCUCGUGGAAUUUAUCGAACCUCUUGACGAAGAGUCCGAAAUCUUGCUCUUAAUUGGACGUGAUCUCAUUUCUGCUCAUCACGUGCUUGAUCAAAGAAUUGGAUCUGGGAAUGCGCCUUAUGCACAGAAACUUCCUCUGGGAUGGACAGUUAUUGGUGAAACUUGUCUCGGAAAACUGCACUAUCCAGACGAAACUCGUGUUAAAAAGACAUACUUACUUUCUUCCGAUAGAAUAUCGAUAUUUCCACCAUGUACAAGUGAACUUAAAAUUGAUGAAGUGCGUACACUUGAAGUUAAUGAAAGUGCAUACGACAACAUUGGAAAAGAUGUGUUUAUUCGCCGUCCUGAUGAUGAUAAACCUGGACUGUCUCGUGAUGACAGAGAAUUUAUAGAAUCUAUGGAUACAAACUUUUGGAAGGACUCAAGUGGUAAUUGGUCCGCCCCAUUACCGUUUCGACAAGAUCGUCAAGUUCUACCAAAUAACAGAAAUCUAGCAUGGAAAAGAGCCAAAGGUCUAGAUGCAAAUCUUCGCAAAGAUCUUCAGAAGCGUGAACAUUUCUUCACUUUCAUGAAUACAAUUCUAGAAAAGGGUCAUGCUGAGAAGGCCCCACAUAUCAACGAUGAUCAGGAACAAUGGUAUUUGCCAAUAUUCGGGGUUUAUCACCCCAAGAAACCUGGGAAACUUCGUGCUGUGUUUGAUUCCUCUGCACAAUUUGAUGGCGUGUCUCUUAACAAUGUGUUGCUUAGUGGACCAGAUUUGACGAAUAAUCUAAUCGGUGUUUUGCUCCGCUUCCGUAGGGAGCAAGUGGCCAUCAUGGGCGAUAUAGAACAAAUGUUUUACAGUUUUAAAGUUGAUGAAAAGCACAGAGACUAUCUACGAUUUUUCUGGUACACCGACAAUGAUUUUGACAAACCUCUAACAGUGUAUCGCAUGUGUGUGCACGUAUUCGGUAAUAGUCCUAGUCCUGCUAUUGCGUCAUACGGACUUAGAAAAACUGCCAUGGAAGGAGAAAAUGAGUUCGGCUCCGAUAUGCUUGAUUUUGUCACUAGAGAUUUCUACGUUGAUGAUGGUUUAACUUCGAAACCUUCUAGCGCCGAAGCAAUUGAUCUCAUGAAGAGAACUAAGUCAGCUUUAAAAUCUAUUGGUAACAUUCGACUACACAAGAUAUCUUCAAAUGUUGAGGAAGUUAUGCAUUCGUUUGAUAAUGAAGAUCUUGCAAAGAGUCUUAAGGAUCUCGACCUUAGUUCCGAUAUUCUUCCAGUACAACAUAGCCUUGGUAUGAACUGGGACCUUGAAACUGAUACUUUCAUGUACUGCAUCGAUAGAGAUGUCAAACCGUAUACUCGUCGAGGAUUAUUGUCAACAAUUAACAGUAUAUUUGAUCCUCUUGGAUACUUAGCGCCAGUAACUAUUAAAGGAAAAUUACUGCUCAGAUCAGUUAUGACAGGACAGAUCUUGUGGGAUGAACCGUUACCGGAAGAGGUUUACAACGAGUGGGAAUCUUGGAGAACGUCACUCUUUGAUUUGGAAACAGUAAAAUUCAAAAGGAUGUUUGUACCUACUUCAUUUACUUUAGCGAAAACAAGAAAGAUACACAUUUAUUCUGACGCAUCAGAGAAGGCAAUAGCCGCAGUUGGUUACAUACAACUAGAUGACGAUAAGAAUUUUGGUUUUAUUAUGGGAAAGGCAAAGGUUGCACCCAGUCACAGUCAUACGAUUCCACGCUUAGAACUAUGUGGAGCUUUGCUAGCAACAGAAAUAGGACAAACAAUAUCCGACCAGUUAGAUAUACCUUUGUCUGAUAUUCAGUAUUAUACCGAUAGUAAAGUUGUACUAGGGUACAUCUUCAAUUCAUCACGACGAUUUUACAAUUAUGUGUCAAACCGUGUUGCGAAAAUCCACACAGUGUCAAAUUCCGAGCAAUGGUCUUAUGUGCAUACAGAUGGCAACCCAGCCGAUCUGGCAACUCGAUCAAUUAUUCCUUCGAAAUUAGAAAAUAGUAUAUGGCUAUCUGGUCCGGUGAUAAAAAAGGAUGCCGAUGAAACUAUUGAAAGAUUUUCUCUCAUCAAUCCUGACACAGAUAACGAAAUACGUCCUGACAUUACAACUAGAAAAACAACGAGUCUCGAGAAACUCUCCUUAGGAUCACAACGAUUCGAAAGAUUCGGAAACUGGAAGUCACUUGUUAGAUCAAUUGCGCUGAUAAAGAACUUUCUUGUUAAUAGAAUCUCAAAAGAAACUAGGUGUCGAUUCAGGGAUGCAGAGAUGUUCGUUGUUGGAGUUGUGCAAAACGAGAUUUUUUCAGACGAAAUCGAUUGUAUUAAAAAUGGCAAGCCACUACGUGGAAAUAGUGCACUGUUACAGUUAAGUCCAUUUAUCGACAAUGAAGGCAUUCUGCGUGUUGGUGGGCGUAUCAAAAUGGCAAAUGUACAACCCGAUGAAAGGAAUCCAAUCUUAAUACCUAGUAGACAUUGGAUUGCAACUUUGAUAAUUCGUUACUUUCAUCAAAAGAUAAAACACCAAGGAAGACAAUUUACAUCAGGAGCGAUACGAACAGGAGGAUACUGGAUAUUAGGUGAAAAGCGUCUUGUUUCAUCAAUAAUUUACAAGUGUAUAACUUGCCGCAAGCUUCGAAGGCAUACCGAACAACAAAAAAUGGCUGACUUGCCUGAAGACCGUGUGAUCCCUGAAACACCGUUUACAUCUAUAGGGAUUGACACCUUUGGACCUUGGUCCGUCAUAAGCCGACGCACUAGAGGUGGCGUUGCGAAUUCAAAGCGUUGGGCCGUAAUUUUUACAUGUCUAGUCACAAGAGGUGUUCACCUAGAAGUAGUGGAGGAAAUGACUUCCUCGUCGUUUAUUAACGCCUUCAAACGUUUCAUAGCUAUUCGAGGGGAAGUAAAACUAAUUAGGUCUGACAGAGGUACUAAUUUCGUCGGAGCCACUGACCAACUUGGUAUUGAUAGUAUCAAUGUAGAAGAUGGACCAAUAAAGGAACAUUUAUAUGAUAAUGGCAUAGAGUGGCAUUUUAAUUCACCUCAUUCAUCUCAUAUGGGAGGUAUAUGGGAAAGAAUGAUAAAAACAACGCGAUCAAUCCUAGACUCUAUGUUAGCAGAACUUCCUGGAAAAGAACUAUCACAUGAAGUGUUAGUAACAUUGUUAGCGGAAGUGUCUGCGAUAAUUAACUCCAGGCCUUUAACAUGUGUACCUACGGACUCUGAUGACCCAUUACCUCUCACACCUAAUCUUAUCAUCACUCAAAAGCCUAGUGUAUUAAUUCCAAAGGAUGUGUCAUUCGAUUGUAAAGACAUGUAUUAUGCACAGUGGAAGCGUGUACAAUACCUUUCGAACGUUUUCUGGAAACGUUGGCGAGUGGAAUACUUGCAAACUUUACAAGUUCGACAGAAAUGGACUCAAGAAAGAGAAAACAUUCAAGAAGGAGAUGUCGUGUUGCUUAAGGACAACCAAGUUAAUCGUUUAAGUUGGCCAAUGGGAAUAGUCACUAAAACAUUCCCUAGUGCUGACAAUUUAGUACGUAAGGUAGAAAUUCGUAUAGUGCGUACUGUGGACAAAGACUGUGUGAAACCAGCUUUCUUCAUUAGACCAGUGACAGAACUUGUGCUAUUGUCAAAAACUUAUGAAUAGUGUAGUGGCAUAAAUAGCAUGCCAGACGGGGAGUGUACUGACUCGUCCGUAAUUAAUUCUUGAUGUUUCCGAAAGUUGACUUACAUUUACUAUCUUCUUCGUUACUUUCCCCUCUUUUGUAAUUUCCCCAUAUUUACAUGCUCACGUUGAUGAUUCAGCAUCAUUUAUUGAUAUAUCUGCCAGAUUCCGGCACAGUCUUUUUACCGUUUGAUGUUCACGUUCAGUUUGGAGUUAUACUUACCUGUCAACAUUUGUAAUCAUUCAUUGAGCACCAGCAUACCUUUGUUAUUCAUGCUACAUUGUGUUAAUAGAGUGGAUUAUAUGACAAUAAAUAAAACGGUUAUCUUUAA
Mytilus trossulus (common blue mussel) is the source of this 6859-nucleotide messenger RNA. RefSeq lists its product as uncharacterized. Gene Ontology annotation, molecular function: nucleic acid binding. The transcript has 3 exons. Bases 408 to 6509 code for a protein of 2033 amino acids. Gene Ontology annotation, biological process: DNA integration. NCBI's taxonomy places the organism in Eukaryota, Metazoa, Mollusca, Bivalvia, Mytilida, Mytilidae. The record is from RefSeq and is a predicted model, not a curated record.